This is a messenger RNA of Penicillium maclennaniae, 5448 nucleotides long. Its product is annotated as putative Ras GTPase activating protein. Gene Ontology annotation, cellular component: cytoplasm. The transcript has 4 exons. Gene Ontology annotation, biological process: regulation of GTPase activity; regulation of actin cytoskeleton organization. Gene Ontology annotation, molecular function: GTPase activator activity; protein binding. The record is from RefSeq and is a predicted model, not a curated record. Lineage: Eukaryota; Fungi; Ascomycota; Eurotiomycetes; Eurotiales; Aspergillaceae. Bases 1 to 5448 code for a protein of 1815 amino acids.
AUGUCGACUCAAUUUCCAUCGUUCAAGCGGGCCCAUACGGAUCUGCCGGCGCAGUCAUCCAGCCCAUUACGGAACGGCUCAACCGCGUCCACAAACUCCUCCACAUAUUCGGUUGCGUCCAGCUCAUUUGCUCCGAGUCGAACAAGCACGAUCUCAUCCAAUGCGUCGAUUCAGAGCAACCUAGGCCAUCACCGAGGAAAGAGCGAAGCUAGCACCCUAACCAUGGACGCGGCCGGACAAGGAAACUGGGCAAAUGCUGGGUCGACAUAUGAGAACAUUCGUCGAUCCCUACGACCUUUGCAACAGGCACCGAACAAUACCCUGUCUGCUCCCAAGACUGGCGGAUAUCGGCACUCGCGUAGCAACACCGUGGAUGAUCACCAAUACAGCAAGUCAAAUCGGCCCACUACCCCCGAAUCUCAUCAUGUCCACUUCAAGGAGAAUAAGUCGCCUCGCUACAUAUCGCCGCCUGCACUUGAGCCUCAAACACCUCCCAUUGCUGCCUCGCCUCGAAACUGGUCCUCGACUCCAACCCCGGCGACGCCGCUCUCCUCAUCACCACAAAAGACACUCUCCAACAGCCCUCGCCCCCCCACCGCUGACUACCGCUCUAUCUGCACCCGAACUCGAAACUUUCCAAAAAUCAAGGACUUCAAGUUCGGCACGACAACCCCAACGGUCAUUGGCCUACAAGGGCGGCGACGUUUGAAGCGCGCGGACUCGGUUGCUGGAAGAAGUGGUGCCCGGUCGCCAGAGAAGCCCAAAGUGUCCUCAUGGGCGGCAGGUAACUGGAUGGAUCAGCAACGUCAAUUUUUGCAAGCCUACGAGUACUUGUGCCAUAUUGGCGAAGCCAAAGAGUGGAUCGAGCAGGUGAUCGAUAAGCAGAUUCCUCCGAUUGUUCAGCUGGAGGAGGGUUUGCGGGAUGGUGUUACUCUCGCGGAGGUGGUUCAGGCUAUGUACCCAGAUCGGCCUCUGCGCAUCUUUCGCAACCCCAAACUUCAAUACCGCCAUUCAGAUAACAUCGCUCUCUUUUUCCGCUUCCUCGAUGAGGCUCAGUUGCCCGAACUGUUCCGAUUCGAGCUGAUUGAUCUUUACGAGAAAAAGAACAUACCCAAGGUCAUCCACUGCAUUCACGCCUUGUCCUGGCUGCUCUUUAAAAAUGGAAUGCUCGACUUCCGCAUGGGCAACUUGGUCGGCCAACUUGAGUUCGAGCACCAUGAACUCGAGAAAACCCAGAAAGGCCUUGACAAAGCAGGCGUUAGCAUGCCGAGCUUUGCGGGCAUGGCUGCAAACUUCGGCGCAGAGCCUGAGCCUGAACCGGAACCAGUCGAAUCAGAGGAGGAACGUAUUGAUCGGGAGCUUCAUGAAAAUGAAGAUUCAAUUGGAGAUUUCCAGGCUCAAAUAAAGGGAGCGAUGAUGCGCUUGAAGCUCGGGAACACGAUGAAUGAUCUUUGGGACUUCGAGCCUCUGCUCAUUGAGUUGCAAUCGCGCUUGCGUGGAGACUGGGCACGGCAAAUAAGCUCAUAUCGACUCAGCAUGCGCCAGUUUGCAGUCCAGCUCCAGGCAGCCAGCCGCGGAUUUAUCGCACGGCAUCGCCAGAAAGGAGAGAUGCAAUGGCGAAAAGCCCAAGAAUGCGAUAUUCUCGAGUUGCAAAGCCUUAUCCGCGCCUCGAAGGCGCGAGCUCGAACACGCACUUUGCAAUCCCGCAUUCACAAGGAAGAGCAUGGAAUCAAGCAAUUCCAAGCUGCCAUCCGAGGCGCCCUCAGGCGCAAGAAUGUCACCGACCAGUACGAAGAAACGCAUCAUGUCGAAAACGAUGUUUUGAGUCUGCAGGCAGCAAUCCGAGGUGCUCUGCACAGAAAGCACAGAAGCUUGCAAUCACAGGCCCUCGAAGAAGCCAGCGGUCCUGUGAGGUCACUGCAAGCAGCAAUCCGAGGUGCUCUGCACAGAAAGCACAGAAGCUUGCAAUCACAGGCCCUCGAAGAAGUCAGCGGCCCUGUGAGGUCACUGCAAGCAGCAAUCCGAGGUGCUCUGCACAGAAAGCACAGAAGCUUGCAAUCACAGGCCCUCGAAGAAGUCAGCGGCCCUGUGAGGUCACUGCAAGCAGCAAUCCGAGGUGCUCUGCACAGAAAGCACAGAAGCUUGCAAUCACAGGCCCUCGAAGAAGUCAGCGGCCCUGUGAGGUCACUGCAAGCAGCAAUCCGAGGUGCUUUGCAUCGAAAACAAAGGAAUGUGCAAUCGCAAGCCGUUGAAGAAGCCAGCAACCCUGUGAAGUCACUGCAGGCAGUGAUAAGAGGAAAUUUCGCUCGCCAAACCAUUCUCCAAAUAAAAAACUCCCUGAGCAAAGAUGUCUCUGCUAUCACAUCACUGCAGUCCUUUACUAGGGCUCUAGCGGCCAGAAAGCAGCAAUCACAGCUCAUGAACGCCCUCAAAUCCACCGAAAAUGGAUGUAGUCAAUUACAAGCGUUCAUCCGAGGUGCCGCCUCCAGGAACGAUUACUCAGCUCUUCGUUCUGAGCUGGCCCUGCAUACGCCAGCUGUGACUGACCUACAGGGAAUGGUCAGGGGUAAGGCUAUGAGACAAGCCCUGGAGUCACAACGAGCAGCGUUAGCAGAUCAAGAGAGUAUAAUCUUGGACUUGCAGUCAAGGGCUCGGGCUACCCUUCUGCGUAAGGACCUGGAUGCCGACCAACAAGCUCUGCAGAAAGAAGAACUUUCCAUUGUGGAUCUCCAAGCUCUUGCUCGUGCAGCCAUCUGCCGAAUUGAAGUUGGCAGCAUUCUUUCCCGGCUGGAAGAACAUGAAGAGGAUGCUGCGAAGCUCCAAGCAUUGGCUCGCGCUAUGCUUGUUCGAGUCGAGGUUGGCAACAUGUUGGCUGACCUUGAAGAGGAUGAGGACAUCAUUACUGAUAUCCAAGCCCGCAUCAGGGGCAUGGUCAUUCGCAACCGCUUCGAGGAGAGACGCCGUUACUACAACGAGAAUAUGGAGAAGGUGAUCAAGGCUCAGAGUGUCAUCAGAGGCCGCAUUCAAGGUCAGGCUUAUAAGAGUUUGACCAGCGGCAAGAACCCGCCUGUUGGAACCGUUAAAGGCUUCGUACAUCUCCUCAACGACAGCGACUUUGACUUUGAUGAAGAGAUCGAGUUUGAGCGCUUGCGAAAAGUCGUGGUCCAACAAGUCCGACAAAAUGAGGAGGCGGAGCAGUAUAUCAGCCAGCUGGAUAUUAAGAUUGCCCUCCUUGUCAAGAACAAGAUCACGCUUGAUGAAGUUGUCAAGCACCAAAAGCAUUUUGGAGGACACAUUGGCAACUUGCUGUCCAACACCGAAAUCUCCUCGAAGGAUCCAUAUGAUCUUAAGGCGUUGAACAAGACGUCAAGAAGAAAGCUGGACCAGUAUCAAGUAUUCUUCUUCCUCCUUCAGACACAAUCCCAAUAUCUAGCCCGCCUGUUCCGUCGACUUCGCGAGAUCAACACCUCAGAUAAGGAGUAUGAGAGAAUCAGGCUCCUGAUCAUGGGUCUUUUCGGAUACUCGCAAAAAAGACGUGAAGAAUACUACCUUGUCAAACUCAUCGCUCGCUCGGCCAAGGAGGACAUUGAGAACUUUGCCUCCUUUCCCGAGUAUCUGCGCUCUACUUCCUUCUGGAACAAGCUGUUUGGUUCAUACGCAAAGUCACCCCGAGACCGAAAGUUUAUGCGCGAUGUUAUGGGCACCAUGGUGAAAGAGUCCAUUAUUGCAAACCCCGACCUUGAUCUCGAGAGUGACCCGAUCCAGAUCUACCGAUCUUCUAUCAACAAUGAAGAGCUCCACACGGGUCAACGUAGCCGUCGCCCCGCAGACCUUCCCCGGGAAGAAGCGAUCAGAGAUCCCGAAACUCGCGAGACUUUCAUCCAACAUUUGCAAGAUCUGCGCGACCUUGCCGAUCAGUUCUUCACAGCCUUCGAAGAUUUCCUCUACCGGAUGCCUUUCGGGACCAGAUAUCUUGCCCAGCAAAUGUAUGACAAUCUCAUCGCACGUUUCGCGGAUGAGGACCCAGGAUUUAUACUGCAAACCGUCGGCCAUUGGCUCUGGAAGAAUUAUUUCCAACCUGCAAUGCUCGAGCCAGAGAAAUAUGGCGUUGUGGAUCGCGGCUUGACGCAGGAACAAAAGAGAAAUCUCAGCGAGAUCGCUAAGGUGGUUGCGCAGGUCGCUUCCGGAAGACUCUUUGGGGCGGAGAAUGUCUACCUUCAACCUCUCAACUCCUAUAUCGGCGAGUCAAUACAACGGCUAGGCCGCAUCUGGGGCCAAGUGAUCUCCGUCCAAGAUGCAGAGUCCUACUUUGACAUCGAUGAGUUCAAUGAUCUUUACGCCAAGGCCAAACCGACAUUGUAUAUUAAGAUGUCCGACAUCUUCUCCAUUCAUCAACUCGUGGCCUCAGAGAUCGAGUUCAUGUGCCCGAACCCCGAUGACAUUCUCAAGCAAUUUGUCCGAGAGCUUGGCAAUGUGAAGCGUAACGAGAGCGAACUGAUGGGCGUCAGCACUACUGAGAUCAAUCUUACGCUGAACCCGAAAUUAGCCCAGAUGGAAGACCCAGAGGCCGAAAUCAAGGCACUCUUCAUGGAGACCAAGCGAUGCAUCCUUUACAUUAUACGUGUCCAGACCGGUGCCAACCUUAUGGACAUCAUGGUCAAAUUGCCUAACGAUGAAGAUGAGGCAAGGUGGCAGACCUUGGUUCGGGAGGAGCUGCACACCAAUAACCCUCGACGUGGCGCUUACGGCGAGGCUAGCAGUUUGGUUGACAUUGGCUCAAUGACCUACUCCGAGCUCAAGAGCACUGCUCUCGAGAACAUUCUUCGUCUGGAGCAGGCUGGCAAGAUCUCUCGACACAACCAUUACCAGGACCUCCUGAAUGCGAUUGCUAUCGACAUUCGCACAAAGCACCGCCGGCGUAUUCAACGAGAGCGUGAGCUGGAAGGCGCACGUCUCACAUCCACCCGUCUCAAUGACCAAGCCCUCUAUCUGGACCAGCAGCUCAAGACCUACAACGACUAUAUUGAACAGGCCAUGAUCACACUCCAGAACAAGAAAGGCAAGAAGCGAUUCCUGAUGCCUUUCACCAAGCAAUGGGAUCACCAAAGAGAGCUUCAGAAAUCUGGGAAAGUGUUCAAGUUUGGGUCCUACAAGUACUCUGCUCGCACUCUGGCCGACCGAGGUGUCUUGGUUGCUUGGAAGGGCUACUCUGAGCGCCAGUGGGAUCGCGUGGACCUGACUAUCUCCAGUAACGAAGUUGGAGUGUUCACACUUGACGGUAGCAGUGGCAACAUGAUGGUGCCCGGUGCCAAUGCGCAGAUCCCCUUGGAUGACUUGCUCCAAGCGCAGUUCAACAACACACAGUUCAUGGACUUUUUCGAGGGUCAGAUGCGCGUGAAUGUGAACCUGUUCUUGCAUUUGAUCAUGAAGAAGUUCUACAAUGAGUGA